ACUUUAGGCUGCAUUGUGUGAUUCAAGUGACAGCCUAGUACUGCUUAACAAAAUUAGUCUAAUGGGAGACCAGGCCCUGAGAGACCUCUGCGAUCCCAGGACACUGAUGUGGGGUAACUAAUACCCACUGGAAUCUACGCUGAGUUCACAGGCUAUAGACUCAGAGGUUCCAGUUGAGAUCAAGUUGGGAGACACACCCUUGUUCAUUCUCCUUGAGAAGCGGCCAUUAUCAACAGAACAUUGAUAGAACCUGUGUUUGGGGAAAGGCCUGAUGGCUUUGAGUCUAGGUUGGAAAGCACCCAGGAAUCGCUGUGGUUUCCUCUUGCAGGCUAUGCGAAGCAGUGGUCUUCUCUUGUUUCCCUGUGGCCGGUGUCCCUGGAGGGGAGCUGGAAGCUUUUUGGAUCCUAAGAUAAAGGCUUUCCUGGAGGAGAACACUGAAGUCACCAGCAGUGGUAGCCUCACCCCUGAAAUCCAGUUGCGGCUUUUGACCCCCAGAUGCAAAUUCUGGUGGGAGAGAGCUGACCUGUGGCCCCACAGUGAUCCUUACUGGGCAAUCUACUGGCCAGGAGGCCAAGCCCUGUCUAGGUAUCUUUUGGAUAAUCCUGAUGUUGUCAGAGGAAAAUCUGUAUUAGAUCUUGGGAGUGGUUGUGGAGCAACAGCUAUUGCUGCUAAGAUGAGCGGGGCAUCAAGGAUCUUGGCCAAUGACAUAGACCCUAUUGCAGGAAUGGCUAUUACACUAAAUUGUGAAUUGAACCGACUGAAUCCUUUUCCUAUUUUAAUCCAAAACAUUUUGAAUUUGGAACAAGAUAAGUGGGACCUUGUUGUUCUUGGCGAUAUGUUUUAUGACGAAAACCUUGCAGACAGUCUUCAUCAGUGGCUGAAGAAGUGCUUCUGGACCUAUAGAACUCGAGUACUGAUUGGUGACCCUGGGCGGCCCCAGUUCAGUGGACACAGCAUUCAGCAUCACCUGCACAAAGUGGUAGAAUAUUCACUUUUGGAGCCUACUAGGCAGGAAAACAGUGGACUGACAACAAGCACAGUGUGGGAUUUUCAGCCUUGAGUUGUCGAAGUGCUUCCAAGUAUGAAUAUAGUAAUAUUUGGAUCUGACUCUAAAAGUUUUCUCUAUAGGAGAUACUCUUCAGUUUAAUGAAUGUAAUUCUUGUUAAAUGGCAAAUCUUGUUUUUAAAAUAUGAAGGUUUAGAGUUUUGCUUACUUUUGUCAUGUAACUGGUUCUGUAUUUCUAUGCAUGCCAAUUAUACACAUCUCUAUCUGCAUUUUUUUUCUAUUUUAACCACUGAAAAAAUAUGAUUAUACAAUGCCAUACUCACUGGUGGCAGCAUUUAAUUUAAGUAAUGCAGAGGAAUUAAACAUUGUAGCCGGAUCUGUUUCUGUAGUUGAGAACAACUGUGAUGUAACUUUUAAUUAAACAAACAAAACAAAACAUAGAAGAAUAUAUAUGUAUUUUCUUUUUUUAGAGACAGAGUCCCUGCUCCCAGGCUGGAAUGCAGUGGCUAUUCAGAGGCUUAAUCAUUGGGCACUGCAGCCUUGAACUCUGGGCUUUUUUUUUUUUUUUUUUUUUUGAGAUAGAGUCUCGCUCUGUUGCCCAGGCUGGAGUGCAGUGGCGCAUAUCUCAGCUCACUGUAGCCUCCACCUCCCACAUUCAAGCGAUUGUCCUGUCUCAGCCUCUGGAGUAGCUGGGAUUUUAGGUAUGCACCACCAUGCCUGGGUCAUUUUUGUAUUUUUAGUCGAGACUGGGUUUUGCCAUGUUGGCCAGGCCAGUCUCAAACUCCUGACUUCAGGUGAUCCACCCGCCUUGGCCUCCCAAAGUGCUAGAAUUACAGGUGUGAGCCACCACACCAGCCUGACAUGUUUUUUAUUUCUAUCACUUCCUUUUGAUUUUUUCUUAUAGCAGUCUAGCUCUGCUUAUGUCACCCAUCAUUCUUGCAUGUUGUAUGCUUUUCGCAUUAGAGCCUUUUGCAUGUUAAUCAGUUAUUUUAAAUUUAUGAUCUGAUAAUUCUAAAAUGUCUACCAUAUCUGAGUCUGGUUUUGAUGCUUGUCUUUCCAGACUGUUUUUUUUGUCUUUCAGCAUGCUUUGUAAUUUUUUGUUGAUAGCUAGACAUGAUGUAUUGGAUAAAUAAGCAGGUAAACUAA
Molecule: messenger RNA, 2151 nt
Organism: Rhinopithecus roxellana (golden snub-nosed monkey)
Lineage: Eukaryota; Metazoa; Chordata; Mammalia; Primates; Cercopithecidae
Gene: ETFBKMT
Product: electron transfer flavoprotein subunit beta lysine methyltransferase
Exons: 4
Coding region: 272-1060 (262 amino acids)
Biological process (GO): peptidyl-lysine trimethylation
Cellular component (GO): mitochondrial matrix
Molecular function (GO): protein-lysine N-methyltransferase activity
Source: RefSeq, a predicted model, not a curated record